Molecule: messenger RNA, 3038 nt
Organism: Sipha flava (yellow sugarcane aphid)
Lineage: Eukaryota; Metazoa; Arthropoda; Insecta; Hemiptera; Aphididae
Product: KRAB-A domain-containing protein 2-like
Exons: 2
Coding region: 1868-2569 (233 amino acids)
Biological process (GO): DNA integration
Molecular function (GO): nucleic acid binding
Source: RefSeq, a predicted model, not a curated record
UUAAAAUAAAGUCCAUUUAAGAUAAUGUCGCAUUUGGCGACCCAAGCGGCCCCUGAAAAAUAAUUCGGUUUGGGUCGCCGGCUACCCAAUUGGCUUCACAAUAAAUAAAAUCGUUUGGGUCGCCGGCGGCCAUAUGGCAGCCAACGUGUUAUGUUGUACAUUUUUUCUGGAAAUCACACUUCAAACAUAUUUGCUCGCAACGAUUAAUAACAAUUAUUUUGCGAAGAUAAAUUUACGACUGCAAUGUGUAGAUAUUAAUAAUUAUCUAAUAAUUUACUAACGGAUACGUUAUCGCUUAGAUAUGGUUUUAUUAGGUACAUGUUCAGUCUGUUUGGAUUUUACGUGAUAGAUGGACCCAUUUGUAGAACAGUGUAAUAUGUGUUGUGCCUUGUGCGCGUAAUAUUUAUAUUGAAUUGUGUUUAAUUAAUGUAAUUUUUAAUUAUAUUUAUUUUCAUUGUUAAUUUGACUUAAAUAUGGCUAAUAUAGAAAGGUUUUAUGACGUUUUAAAUCCGAUAAUUAAAAAAAAAGAUUCUAGUAAUACUUUUUAUUUAACACGUGAAAUGUACAAUACGUAUUUACAAGAAGUGAAGAACGUAAAAAUAAUCGCUGUCAAAAAAUCAAUUCACUAUCGGAGAUUAAAACGUUUUGAUGUUCUUUGUAUUGGGAAUGAAGACAAACUUAUUUUUCCAGUGGAAAGUGGAUCUGAAGAUAUUCGAUAAUACGUAUGUAAUGAAGAACUUUUUGAUAUUAUACACGCAGCUCAUAUUGAAACAGGACAUGGUGGUAGGGAUCGAAUAAAUCAUAUGCUAAAAAAAAAAAUUCAAAAAUAUUAAAGUUGAAGCUAUAAAUAUGUACUUGGAAAUGUGUGAAACAUGCCAGAAAAAGCAUAGUAUACCAAAAAAGGACUCGUUGUUAAACCGAUAUUGGACAAUGAAAUGAAUUCUCGAUGUCAAAUUGAUUUAAUUGAUAUGCAAUCAAACCCAGAUAAUGGUUUUAAAUACAUUAUGAUGACACGCUAAUAACCGCCUCCCACGAAAGCCACGCCACAGCCAGUGAAAUGAUCCAAAACCAUUUAAAUAUGAUCAGCUUGUGAGGAAACAGAUGGAAAAUCAAAAUAAACGAAACUAAAUCUGUUCAAGUAACUUUUUCACUACGUAAUCUCGAUUCUCCACCUGUCACGUUAAACAAUAUAACAAUUCUUAAGGCAAACGAAGUCAAAUACCUUGGGCUAACUCUCGACAAACGCUUAACCUGGAGCCCACACAUCAAACUUAAACGCAAAACUGUUAACUCUAGACUUCAUAUCCUUAGACCACUCUUAAAAUCCAAACUUUCCCUUUCCAAUAAACUUACUAUAUACAAAUCAAUAAUUCGACCAGUUUGGACAUAUGGUAUACAGUUAUGGGGCUCUGCAAAGCCCUCUAACACCAACACGCUUCAAGCUUUUCAAUCUAUCUGCCUACGAUUAAUAACAUCCUCUCCUUGGUAUUUCACAAACAAUAAUCUUCACAAAGACCUAAAAAUUCCUACACUUAAUUAAUUAGCAAAAGCACAUUACUCUAAAUUUCACUUCAACUUAAACUCUCACAGUAAUCCAUUAAUAAAGCAACUUUCUUCCACCUCACUUCUUGGCAAUGUACGUAGAAGACUCAAAAGACAGUGGCCUAGAGACUUACUAAAAUAAAAAAAAAAAAAAACAGCGACAUCAAAAUGUUCUCGGUCGGGUGGUGCUGCUGAGUGCCUGCCCUUAAAUGUUAAAUUCUGUUAUUUUACAUUACAUUAACUAUCAAAUUUACCCAUUGUACAUAAUGUUGUAUAGAUUGUAAAUUACUUAAAUAUAUAAAAAAAAAAAAAAAAAAAAUACAUUAUGGUGUAUCAAGAUCACCUGACAAAAUUUGUGAUUAUACGGCCUUUACGGUGUAAACGUGCAGAAGAAAUUGCAUAUCAACUUCUAGAUAUAUUCACUCUCUUUGGAGCUCCUAGUAUACUACACUCUGAUAACGGGCGAGAAUUUGUAAAUAAAAUUGUUACCAGUGUAUGUGAAAUGUGGUCUCAAGUUAAAAUAGUUCAUGGCAAAGCUCGUCACAGCCAAUCUCAAGGAUCGAUUGAACGAGCUAAUCAAGACAUCGAAAGUAUGAUAGCAACUUGGAUGGAAACUAAUGACAAUGCAAAAUGGUCUGAAUCUUUACGAUUUGUUCAUGUAAUGAAAAAUUCAGCAUUUCAUUCAGGUAUAAAACGAUCACCCUAUGAGGCAAUGUUUGGGUGUACUAUGAAAAUGGGACUUGCUACUUCGAGCAUACCGAAAAAUGUGAUAACAGAACUCAUUAAUGAAGAUGACCUUAUAUUUGUUCUUGAAGACUCUAAAAUUACAAUUUCUAAUGAGAAUGAGGAGACGAAUACUACUGAAAAAAUCAAUGAGGACAUAGACAUUGAUCAUAACCUAGGAAAAAAAUCGAUAUUGAGAUCUACAAAAAACGAUGAAAAAACAAUUUUAUCGAAGAAAGAUAAAAAUGAAAAAGUUAUUGAAAAAAUAUUACUUGAACGUUCUAAUAAAAUUAAACGACAAUGAGAAGAGUCACUACAAUCUUUGAAAAAACAAGCAAAAAAAAUGAAAACAAUAUCUAAUAAAAAUUUUCCUGCUGUAUUAAUUGGUCAAACAGUGCGAGUGAAAAUUCCAGAUUUCGACCGAUGUAAAAUUGAUUCUCGCAAAUUAUUGGCUGUAGUUGUUGAAAUUAUUGACGAAGAAUUUUAUCGAAUAGGAUCUAAAGCUGUGACAUUGAAUCAAUUAUUCACUAGAAAUCAAUUUACUUUAUGCAGAGAAAAAUGUAUUUCAAUAUCCGAUGUUCCAAAUACAGCAACAAGCAUACGCAAAGCUGUUGCUCAACUUUCACUAUCAGGUGGGCAAGGAUUUUUAAGGUGUGAUUGCCAGAAAAAAUGUACAACUAAAAAAUGCAAAUGCCGCCAGUCAAAUGUAUUAUGUAAUAGCAGGAGUCAUAAUAGUACAACAUGUGCGAAUAAAUAAAAAUUUUAAAUAAUUA